UUGGAGAGGGAGAGGAGGAGGCGGGAGAAGCAGGAGUGGCUGGAGCAGAAGGACAGAGAGCGCAGAGGAGAUGAACUGAGUGAACUGAGCCAAAUGCUGGAAGAUAACUUUGUUGCAGUUAAGAAAUGGCAAGCAGAGACCAAACAGAAGGCAAAGUGGGAGCGCUACCUGAGCUGCGAUGGGAGUCCAAACCCCUCUGUACCGCAGGAGGUCAAUGCUUUCAUUAAUUUGUUGAGAGAAGAUCCUGAGGUCCAGAUUAGUCCAGUUCUGAAGGAAAUUGCACAGGCUCUACAGCUCAUAGAGGAGUUAGAGUGUAGGUUGAAUGACAGAGGGGACUCUGAACAGGAUGAGAAAGCUUCACUGCAGGACAAAGAGGCCCUUCUGUCUUUACGGAAUAUAAUUAAUUCUAAACUCAAUCUGGCCUCAGAGGAGAUGCUGAAGUCAUCAAGCACAAAUGCAGACAUGGAGACUGGGAACAUGAAAAAAGUCAUUCAGGACAAGAACAUCACUCUGUGUAUCUGGGCCAACCUCAGCAAGAAUGCAAGGAUAAAAGAGGUCCGUUUUGAGGAGGUGGGCCUGGCGUUUGAAUUGCCCAAGCAGCUGGCGAUGAGCGACAUUGCGGUGCGCAUCCUGCACACUCGCUACGACCACCUGUCGCCCCUGAGCCGGGAGCUGCAGAGGAACGAGCUGGCCGCCCUGGCGGAGGAGACCCCCGUGUCAGAGCUGGAGCAAGCAGAGCAGGGAGAGGAGGAGGAGGAGGGCAUGGAGAAUGGCGAGGCCGAUAUGCUGUCGGACAAGUCAAACAGCAGAAAGAGUUCUGCGAGCGCGGCUUCGGUGAAAGAGAGGAGUGUGGCAUCGCAGGAGCCCACACAGGAUGAAGGAGAGAACAGAAGUGGGACCCCACCAGAGGAAACGGCUACAGCAGUUGAAGAACGGCCUCUCAGCAUUUCCUCAGAACCUCUGGCUUUCACCCCGGAGAUGGACACUGUUGACUUGUAUCAGUACAUGCCUCUCGGUGGAGUAUUUUAUUUUGAAGCUUUCCAUCUGCCGCCCCAAUCCCACCUGAUAAAAGGCUGGGAAAUGAGAAAGGUACUGGACGUAGGACUUCAGGCCAUCGCUUACCCACCAGAUCAGGCCCAAAUCCAAGGCUCCAGUCCUAAGGAGGAGGAAACUUCCAGUUCUCCUCCACUUGGGAUCACUAUGACGCUGCCUGAUUCUGUUAUUUUCUUGGAGGACCCCAUGGUGACUUGCUGGGAUCCCACAGCUCUGCACUGGAGGAGAGAUGGUGCCACUGAUGUCACAUACGAUGAGCCUGCCAGGACAAUUUCAUUCAAGACGGAUUCCUUCCGCACCUUCACGCUCAUGCAGGACUCCUACGCCAACGUACCCUUCCAGUCCUGGGAGCUGAGGCCACUGGGACUGGACUCUGCCCUGCUGACUAUCAACGCAGGGCUUACUGAAGUCAGCAUCACCGUCAAGGCAAGCCAGGACAACAAGUGCAUGCUAACCUCUGACCCAAGAAGUGAACUAAGCCACGUGUCUGGAAAGUGGAUGAGUGUCUCUUCUUUUCAAGAAAUUAUGACACGCUCAGGUAUAAAUAUAUUUGUGAACGAACACUCAUCCAAAUACGUCAGCAUUACUGCCAAGGACCCACUGACAGAACAAGCGAUAUAUGAGCAGAUGGCACUGAUGGCCUCCUCAGUUGCCUUCUCCUGGAGCCGCUGGAAUUCACACUGUGGACAGGAGCAUAUAGUACUCCAGGCAUGCCAGCGCCUGGAGGCGGGGCCUGUGCCCGAUGAGGCGUGGUCUCUGUACUUGCUGGGCGCUCAGAGGAGCCAGUGCCUGGAGAUGAAGGAGUGGAGCGAGAGCUUCUCGGCGGAGCUGGCCGAGGACGGCGAGUUCCACUCCACCUUCGUGCACAUGCUCAAAGACGGCAUGACCCAGGCGGGGUGGAGGAGGGCGCAGGACUCGCACCACCUCUUCAUCGACUGCGUGCACAGGCUGCUGUGUGCCACGCGCGUGCUCACCUACUCAUGACCGCAGGCCGUUUUAGCAGUAUCACACGCUUUAUUGUGCAAAUCCCUCUCUCCCGCCACGGAACGUACAGAAGUGCAUAACGCCAUAAUGUAGAACACAGCAACAACUUAAGGAAAAAAAAUAAAAAUAAAAAGUGUCUCAUAACAAAUCACAAACAAACAAUAUGUAUAUACAAUUUAUAGAUAUUCAGAAUUCCCACACAAUACUCUAAACGAUUAAAACAGUAAAAUGAUAACUUAGGUCUUAAAAUGGUUAUUUAUUACUGCUUUUUAAUAAAAACCGAUGUUUAAUCAGUGGGCACUGCA
Messenger RNA from Conger conger (European conger), 2342 nucleotides. RefSeq names its product dynein axonemal intermediate chain 7 (gene dnai7). The transcript is spliced from 13 exons. The record is from RefSeq and is a predicted model, not a curated record. Gene Ontology annotation, cellular component: axoneme. The annotation marks the transcript as partial. Gene Ontology annotation, molecular function: beta-tubulin binding; microtubule binding. Lineage: Eukaryota; Metazoa; Chordata; Actinopteri; Anguilliformes; Congridae.